Molecule: messenger RNA, 4311 nt
Organism: Plodia interpunctella (Indianmeal moth)
Lineage: Eukaryota; Metazoa; Arthropoda; Insecta; Lepidoptera; Pyralidae
Gene: CDase
Product: Ceramidase
Exons: 15
Coding region: 352-2448 (698 amino acids)
Biological process (GO): long-chain fatty acid biosynthetic process; ceramide catabolic process; sphingosine biosynthetic process
Cellular component (GO): extracellular region
Molecular function (GO): N-acylsphingosine amidohydrolase activity
Source: RefSeq, a predicted model, not a curated record
CACAAUAAUUUAGUACGUUCUGGUCGUCGGAGCGAAGAGCACGUACUUCUAUAGCUCUGCGGAGGCACAAAAUAUCGCGCGUAAAAAUUAAUUACCCUUGCUGUAAUUUUGCUUUGCUUUAAGAUUAAACAAAAGAGUGAAGUAAAUCGCAGUUAUAAUUAAAUACCAAAAUGUAAAUAAAAAAUGGCCGCGAAGUGAUUCAGUUUAAUGAACUCUGCUAUUUUCACUUUUCGAGCCACAAUUUCCCAUUCAGAAUUUAUUAGGAAAAAUUAAAAUUUAAAAAGUGUAGCAUUUUUAUUUCAUUCAUUCACAUCUAACUUUAGGCUGUCAUCUUCGGAUCAAAUUUGGAAGAUGAUUCUGCACGUGUGGUGCGCACUAGCAUGCGCGUGCGCCGCGUCAGCUCUGCGUGUGGGCGUGGGCAUCGCCGACGUCACAGGCCCACCGGCUGAGGUCGGAUUUAUGGGCUACGCGAACUUCGAGCAGACAGGCCGCGGGAUCCAUCUGAGGCAGUUCUCCCGCGCUUUCGUGUUGGUCGAUGACAGCAACGAUAGUAAUUCCAGCCAGAGGAUUGUAUUCGUGUCUGUCGAUGCUGCUAUGAUGGGCCAGGGGGUCAGGAGAGAGGUCAUAAAAAGACUGAGGAAGCGUUUCGGUGACUUAUAUACAGAGAACAACGUGAUUAUUAGCGGAACUCACACCCACUCCACCCCGGGAGGGUUUCUCAUGGACUUCCUCUUCGACCUGCCCAUCCUGGGCUUUGUCAAGGAGACGUUUGUGGCUUACAUCGUUGGGAUCUAUAAAAGUAUAGUGAUGGCUCACACAAAGCUGACGCCAGUGAGGAUGGAGUAUGCAGAAGCGGAACUCCUGGGCGCUAAUAUCAACAGGUCGCCCACUUCAUACCUGCGGAAUCCUCCGGAGGAACGAGCUAGAUACAAAUACAACGUGGACAAAACACUGGCCCAGGUCCGUUUCCUCACGGCUUCCAACGAGAUAGUAGGCGUGAUCAACUGGUUCGCCGUCCACCCGACCAGCAUGAACAACACCAACAGAUUGGUAUCCUCGGACAACGUCGGCUACGCGUCCGUUUUGAUGGAGAAAGCGCUCAAUGGGAAUUAUACGCAUCCUGGCAAGGGCAGUAUUGUCUGCGCAUUCGCGUCUACUAAUCUUGGAGAUGUCUCCCCCAACAUCAAGGGUCCACGCUGUGAGUUCUCAGGAAAGCGUUGCGACCAAGAGACCUUGCUGUGCAAGUUGCCGAAGGAGCGGUGCUUCGCGUCGGGCCCCGGCCGAGACAUGUUUGAGAGUACCAAGAUCAUCGCCACAAAACUCUUCGACACUGCUAUGACGGUCCUGAAACAACCAGGCGAAGAUCUCACAGGGCCCUUGGGCAUCGUCCAUCAGUUCGUUGAAAUGCCCUUAGAGCAGGUCCACCCUUAUGACCCUGUUACUGAAACUUUCAAUACUAGUGUAAAUGUCUCUGGUUGCUUACCCGCCAUGGGCUACAGUUUCGCGGCGGGCACCACGGAUGGUCCUGGGGCCUUCGACUUCCGCCAGGGGACCACUAGUGGGAACCCUCUGUGGGACGCUGUGAGGGACUUCAUUGCUGAACCCACCAAGGAAGAUGUGGACUGUCACGCGCCGAAACCUAUACUUUUCGCUACUGGCAGGAUAAAAUUCCCAUACAGUUGGCAGCCCCGAAUAGUGUCUUGCUCCGUGGCGCGCAUCGGAGGGUUGCUGCUGGCGGCGGUGCCCGGGGAGUUCACCACGAUGUCGGGGCGGCGGCUGCGCGGCGCGCUGCGGCGGGCGGCGGCCGCGCGCGCGCGCCGCGUGCUGCUGGCCGGCCUCGCCAACGUCUACUCGGACUACAUCGCCACGCCCGAGGAGUACCAGGCUCAGCGCUACGAGGCGGCUUCCACAAUCUUCGGUCCUCACACCCUCGACAUCUAUCUCAACAAGUAUGUUCAACUCACCGAGGCUUUGCUCAAUAGCCGCAGCGUGGCGCCGGGCGCCGCGCCCGCGGACUUCAGCGCGCAGCUGAUCUCGCUGGUGCCGCCCGUGCUGUGGGACGCGGCGCCCUGGCGCCGGGAGUUCGGCGACUGUCUCCACCAGCCAGAGCAACACUACAGCUACGGGGACACCGUCUCUGCUACAUUUGUGGCUGGUCACCCCCGCAACAGCAUACGUCACGGUCGAAGCUAUGCCAUCAUAGAGAAGCUGGAAUCCGAGCAAGAUGACUCCUGGGUGUCUGUAUUGACUGAUGCAGACUGGGAGACCAAAUUCAUCUGGGAACGGAACUCCAAGAUUCUCGGGACCAGUUAUGCCAAAAUCGAGUGGGAGAUCGCCCCCGGCACUCCCCCGGGCAAGUACAGGAUCCACCACUACGGCAGCUACAAGUACAUCCUCGGGGGCAUCUACCCUUACCACGGCUUCUCUGACACGUUUGAAGUCACCUAAUUAAUGUAUAGUUGAAAUAUUCCCUAAAGUUGUUCUCAAUAUUUUGGUAUAUAAACUAAAAAACCAAAAGAAUGCUUUCCCAAGUAUAGUAAAAAAAAAAUCGUUAUGGCACUGACCUUUUAAAGACUUUUUAAAGAAAUUGUGAUCGCGCGAUGAGCCUGCUCUGUAUUUUAAAACGAAAAUAACGAUAAAUAGUAUGAAUUGGACCGUGAUGUAAAUAUAGGCCAAAAUAUAUAUUAGAUAGGCCUAUAUAAAAAAUGUAAUCUAGAUUAUCUUUUCCAUAUUUUAGUCAAAGUAUUUUAGUUAAAGAUCUUUGAUAUAUUUUAGCGAAUGUAAUCAACAUUCUCUUUUUUUUGGCUGUUUAAAAUUACAAAUGUAGAUCACAAUUAGAUGUAAAUUGAUCAUGAAUAAGAAUAAAAAAAGGAUUUGUAAGAUGUUUUCUCAAAAAAAAAAAAACAAACCAUGGUCUUCGGUUAAUGGCUGACUGACUACGCUUUGCUUAUGGAGACUUUUUUAUGCCAUUUUUUUAGGUAUCUUGUGAUAUCAAAGUGAUAUAUUUAAGAUUACAACUACUUCCUUUAAUUUAUGUUAUAAUUAUUAUAGAGUCAAUAUUAAAUAUAUGUUUUCCGACGCGAUGUUGAUAUGAAAUUAACAUCUUGUCCGAAGAUUAAAACAUAUAUAUAUAUUAAUAAGUAAUAAUGCCUUUAGUUCUAAUCAAAUAAAAUCAUUUAUUCAGAAAUGAGACCCUUCACAGGCACCUUUUUACGUCAUAAUCUAAAUCCUAACUAAUAUUAUAUCUAAAUGCGAAAGUAAGUAAGUUUGUUUGUUACAUCUUCACGCCCUAUAUGCAUAAUGUGAAGUGUGGAUAAGGCAUAUGACACGUCAACCUACUCAAAUUCAUUGCAUACUCGCCGCUAUUACCGCGACAUAGAGGUUCACGCAGGGUAACUUGAUGUGCUGUUGACUGUACCUUUCAUCCCGGAAAUAUAUCUGCACCCGUGGGGAAAAUUUCGAGGGCGAAGCCGCUGGCGAAAGCUAGUUAUAUGAUAUUUACCAAAGCUAUAAAUAUCACGGGUCGCCCAGGGUCAUAAUUAUACUAUUAUAAAAUGGAUAAAUCUAAAUUUCAGUCAUUUAUUUAUCGUAUAGUUUUGUUAUCCAAUUCUUACCUACGUAUAAGUACUUACAUUUCAUUUUGUAUUUUUUUUUACCUAAGACUGUACCCUAUUACCGAUCAAAUGAACUGACGUCAUUGUUAUGAGAUAAUUUUAGAAUUAUCUUUGAUAUAUUUUCAAAAAAUAUAGAUGCCUACUUGAAACCAAAGUGUUGCUUAUAAUGUACUAAAUACUUAGCCUAUAAGAAGCUUUUUCCCUUACUAACUAUAUAACAUUAUGCUAAUAUUUUAUAUUAGUCAUGUACUUAGGUAUUUAUAUAUAUAUAUACAACAUGUUUAUUAUACUUUUAAUAGAAGAUCGGACUUGUUGGCUUGUCUGACUGACAGAAAGGGAUGCAGUUAUACAAAAUAAAGAGAAGCAUAAGGUUUACCACGAAACAAACACGUAGCACGUUACUAACGUCCACAUGCUGUCUCUUUUCCUCAUAUCGUGUACGCAUCGUGUAAGAAAAAGAGAUGACGUGUGGACGCGAUGUUGUGCUGCGUGUUUUAUGUUUCAUGUUAGACCCCCAGGACGACUUUCCUUUUCUGAUAAAUAGUAAAUACUAAUACCAUCCCUUUCUGUUGGUCGGUCGUGGAAUCAACCACCUAGGUGCGUCUAUUAUUAGUAUUAAUCUGGGAUGCGUAAUAAAAUAUCUUCCAGUAUAUUGUAAAAUGUCAAUAAACAGCGAAAAUUAAAUAUUACAAAAUUA